AUGAUUCCCAACGGGAGCAACACCAUAACCCACCACCCUUCGGUCUACCACCUGCAGCACCUGCCUUCUAGCCGCAGCAACUCUAGGUCCCCUGCUGUCCGCCAUGCGUCUAGUACCGCAAUCGACACUGCGCCGCCAACUGGUGGCGAUGACGCCGUUGAGCGCCAUCCUCAUGCUACCGAUGUUGAGAGUCAAGUCACCGUUGGCAGAACCUCACGACUUCCUCGUGUUGCCGCCGAGAGUGACCCUUUCGAUCUCUCCUCGUCAUACAAGACCGACUCAGACCUUGAGCAGAUCAAGGCCAACUCGUCGCGCAAGAGGGGCGUUGGCAAGCUCAACCCAACUUCCAAGCUGGAUGCCCGCAAAGUCCGCGGAUUCUACCAGAAUCAGAAUGCUGCCAUUGAGCGCAUGCUCAAGUCUGUCGAGGAGCAUCGCGCCGAAGCCCGCCAGGAGCAGGGCGAUGACCAGCUCAAGUUCACAAUUGCCAUCUGGGGCUCACUUGCCGCUAAUGUUGUACUGGCGAUUCUGCAACUGUAUGCUGCUAUUUCCUCCGGCUCGCUGUCCCUGAUUACCAGUAUGGCUGAUGCCGUUUUUGACCCAUUGAGCACAUUGACUCUCAUUCUGUCCAACCGCGCCAUCAAGAGAGUCGACCCGAGGCGGUUCCCCGCGGGCAAAGCUCGCCUCGAAACCGUUGGAAACAUCCUAUUCUGCAUGCUCAUGACAUCUGUUUCGUUCAUAAUCAUUGCGUUCGCCGUCCAACAGCUGAUUUCCAAGGAUGAGGACAAGAAGUUUCACAUUCCUUCCGUCAUCUCUGUCUGCGUUGCUUUUGCGACAAAGUUCUUACUCUUUCUCUACUGCUGGGGUCUCAAGGACAAGUACAGCCAAGUCAAUAUUCUCUGGCAAGAUCAUCGCAACGACUUGGCUGUCAAUGCCGUCGCCAUUCUAACUAGUGUUGGUGGUUCGAAGAUUGUCUGGUGGUUGGAUCCCGCCGGUGCUAUCCUGCUCUCCCUACUCAUCUCCAGCGUGUGGAUGCGCACUGCCUUUGCCGAAUUCUUGCUCUUGGUUGGCGUCUCAGCUUCUGUAGAGAUUCAGCAGCUCAUCACCUAUGUCUGCCUGACGCACUCGGACGCCGUCCAAGGGAUCGAUACUGUGCGCGUGUACCACUCGGGGCCGCGCCUGAUCGCUGAGGUUGACAUUGUCAUGGACCCCGAUUGCUCGCUGAGAGAGUCGCACGACAUCGCAGAAGAGCUUCAGAUCAAACUAGAGAGCCUGCCCGAUAUUGAGCGGUCAUAUGUUCACAUUGACUACGAGACCACGCACAAGCCUGAACAUUUCUACAAAAAGGAUCUCUAA
Cordyceps fumosorosea ARSEF 2679 is the source of this 1353-nucleotide messenger RNA. RefSeq names its product cation diffusion facilitator 1. Gene Ontology annotation, molecular function: monoatomic cation transmembrane transporter activity. The record is from RefSeq and is a predicted model, not a curated record. Gene Ontology annotation, biological process: transmembrane transport; monoatomic cation transport. NCBI's taxonomy places the organism in Eukaryota, Fungi, Ascomycota, Sordariomycetes, Hypocreales, Cordycipitaceae. The transcript has a single exon. Gene Ontology annotation, cellular component: membrane. The coding region runs from base 1 to 1353 and encodes 450 amino acids.